This is a messenger RNA of Lymnaea stagnalis (great pond snail), 393 nucleotides long. The record is from the annotation of a GenBank genome assembly. NCBI's taxonomy places the organism in Eukaryota, Metazoa, Mollusca, Gastropoda, Lymnaeidae.
GAAAACAUUGAAGUUGAAAUAAACGAUAAAGAUUUGCGCGUUGACACAUAUCGUUCGACAGGUGCGGGCGGUCAGCACGUCAAUACGACCGAUUCAGCCGUUCGCAUUACGCAUUUACCGACGGGAAUUGUCGUAACCUGUCAAAAUCAGCGUUCGCAGAUUCAGAAUCGCGCCGUUGCGAUGCAAGUUUUGCGUUCCAAACUUUACGAACUGGAACUCGAAAAACGAAAAGCCGACACCGCUGAACUCGAAGCGAAUAAACAAGAUAUUUCGUUCGGCUCGCAGAUUCGCAACUACGUUCUUCAUCCGUAUCGUUUGGUCAAAGACACACGCACGAAGUUUGAAGUAACGGAUGUCGAAGCGGUUUUGGACGGCGAUAUUGACGAUUUUAUC